CUCUCUAUCAUUCUCUCAAAGUAUCACUUGUUUACAUAACCCAAUCCCGAAUUAUGCUUCUUAACAGGAUUAGCCCUGGAUUCUGGGUCACUGACCCCAAACCGAAGGCUGUGAGUUUUGUCAGCCGGAGGGUAUCGGUGCCUUCACCGGCGAGGCCUGUGGCAUUUCUUGGUUGGCUUCAACAGAGGGAAAACGAUAAGCGCCGGUCAUUAUGCACCGCCGAUGAGCUUCAUUAUGUCUCUGUUUCCGACUCCGAUUGGAAGCUCGCUCUCUGGCGCUACCUGCCCUCUCCCAAGGCACCUACCAGGAACCACCCACUUUUACUAUUGUCAGGCGUUGCAACCAAUGCUAUUGGCUAUGAUCUCUCUCCUGAGUCUUCAUUUGCUCGGUAUAUGGCUGCACUAGGAUUUGAUACCUGGACCCUUGAAGUUCGAGGUUCUGGGUUAAGCACUCACGGAGUUUACUCAAAGGAAAUUUUCAAAGACCUUGGAGCUUCGUUUGACUCAGAAACUCCUUACAUGAAAAUCAGAGGGUUAGAAUCUGAGAUAGUGACUAAAUAUGACAAGCUACGACCAACAGCGAAGCUAAUGGAUGUCUUUCCAAGAUUAUCCAAUGAAGUUUUAGACUUUAUCAGUGGGGAUUUGCGGGGAAUGAGGGAAAGUUCUACUGUUGCUAGUCAAAUGAGGGAUUUGAUCCGUAGGCUUCAGGCUAUUGCUGCAGGGGAUCGGCCAUUAUUCCCAGCUCACGUUUUGGCGAUGCAAGAGCGUUUUAUAACCAGCAUUCAAGAAUUUCAGGAACAACUUGAGCUGGUUGCGAAGAAUGAUUGGGACUUCGACCAUUACCUGGAAGAGGAUGUACCUGCUGCGAUGGAGUACAUAAGGACUCAUUGCCAACCAAAGGAUGGAAAACUGCAUGCUAUUGGUCACUCAAUGGGGGGUAUCCUGUUAUAUGCUACUCUCUCACGCUGUUGUUUUCAUGGAAAGGAUUCUGGGCUGGCAUCAGUUGUUACAUUGGCAUCGUCACUUGACUAUUCACCUUCAAGAUCAUCUCUCAAGUUGCUUUUACCACUGGCUGAUCCUGUUCAGGCAUUAAAGAUUCCUGUUAUUCCAGUGGGGCCAAUACUUGUUGCUGUUUAUCCUCUCGUGAACUAUCCUCCCUAUGUUUUAUCAUGGCUAAAUUCUCAGAUUUCAGCUGAAGAAAUGGAUGAAAAGCUAUACCAAAAACUUGUUCUCAACAACUUCUGUACAAUACCUUCUAAGCUUCUCUUGCAGUUAAAAUCAGUUUUCGAGAAGGGUGGUUUAUGUGAUAGGAGUGGAUCUUUCUUCUACAAAGAACAUCUCGCCAAGAGCAAGGUGCCUAUCUUAGCAGUUGCUGGUGACCAAGAUCUAAUCUGCCCUUCUGAAGCUGUGUACGAAACGGCUAAGCUUAUUCCUGAAGAAUUACUUACCUAUAAGGUUUUCGGUGAGCCCGGAGGUCCACACUAUGCCCACUAUGACUUGGUGGGGGGUCGUCAGGUUGCAGAUCAUGUGUAUCCAUGUUUAACAGAGUUUCUCAUUCAUCACGACAUGGAUUAGUUCAUUUCUCUCUUUAGAUGACAAGCACAUCUUUCCUGUUUCCUCUACUUCAAAAGGAUCACAAGAUCAAUUCUUUGCAGAGAAGAUACUCCUUCAUAGAUAGGUAGGUAGGCAGGUGGAUAGAUAGAUGAUGCAAGACAAAGCAAGGCUUUCUGUUGUAUGUAUUACUAGCCCGACGCUGAAAGUCCAUAUUUGUAAAGAAUAACAACGAAUAUAAAGGACACAGACGCAUAUCUAUUGCUACAUAACUAAUUUAACGAGAUUUAAAAAAUUAGUCUUAAUUAUUUGAGGAAAAAAAUGUGUUGGCAGCCCUUACUAAAAUUCUCUUUAACAUAAAUUCUCCUUGACAUGUAUAAAAAUAGUUUGAAGGAAAAAAUUCUAAGUUUAGACAACAGAAGGGAUAGAGGUUAUGUAUCUGGGAUCAAAGCAAAUUCUCUAUAUUUAAACCUAUUAUGUCAUGUCUAAAGAAUAUGCUUGUAUUUCUUAAAGAUA
Molecule: messenger RNA, 2066 nt
Organism: Neltuma alba
Lineage: Eukaryota; Viridiplantae; Streptophyta; Magnoliopsida; Fabales; Fabaceae
Exons: 10
Coding region: 54-1574 (506 amino acids)
Source: RefSeq, a predicted model, not a curated record